UCCUCCAGGCCGGCUGUGCGAGCUGUAACUCGGCGUUAAACUGUCUCUCUGGCACGGGCUGGUUGGUCGGUUUGGUUGAGGGUAGCCAUGGCUCGACUCGCUGCGCUGCUGCUGCUACCGGUCCUCAUUGAAUCGGUGUUUUCCAUUUCGUUCUUUCUCCCGGUGAACUCCAGGAAGUGUCUACGGGAGGAGAUCCACAAAGACGUGCUGGUGACCGGGGAGUAUGAGAUCACCGAGCAGGCGAACACCAAGACGAACCUGAAGAUCACAGAUUCGUCCAGCCACACUCUUUACUCCAAGGAAGAUGCAGUUAAAGGGAAGUUUGCAUUCACCACAGAGGACUAUGACAUGUUUGAGGUGUGCUUUGAGAGCAAAUCACCCAUGGGGACUGGAAGAGUUCCUGACCAGCUGGUCAAUCUGGACAUGAAGCAUGGUGUGGAGGCUAAAAACUAUGAAGAGAUUGCCAAAGUGGAGAAGCUGAAGCCCCUCGAAGUCGAACUGAGGCGACUGGAGGACCUGUCAGAGUCCAUCGUCAAUGAUUUUGCUUACAUGAAGAAGAGAGAGGAGGAGAUGCGAGACACCAAUGAGUCGACCAACACCCGUGUGCUGUACUUCAGCAUAUUCUCCAUGUGCUGUCUCAUUGGGCUGGCUACAUGGCAGGUCUUCUACUUGCGGCGCUUCUUCAAGGCAAAGAAGCUGAUCGAGUAGAGCGGGUAGUUAGCUCCUAUCCCUCCGGGGGAAGCGGCCUGCCGGUCAGCCAACACAUCCCAAAAUCCACCCUCCUUGGACUAGCUUCAGCAAACAACAGCAAGUGGGGUUCAGGGGCUCAAUUUCUAGUUUUCACAGCUAAAAAGAGAAAGCGUACCAAGUUUGUCCUCUGAAAGAAAAAAAAAAAAUGAUCACCUGCUUAUUUAGUGGUUUGAAACAUUGAAAGCGCUGUAGGGAGAAAUGCACUGUGAGACAUGGGAGGUGUAUGUCACUGCAUUAGUGAGAUAUGUCCACUUCAUGGAACUUCACUUUUCUGUCUGCACUGUUUUGAAUGUUGCAGCUUACUGAAUAAGAACUUGUUCCUUCAACCAGUUGAACAGUGAUGUUUGAUUUUUGAGCUCAGUUUGAAUGGAUGUGCCAUGAGAGAAUGUCUUUUGCCCUUCUGUUAAUGUAUACAUUCUUUGCCAUGCCAAGCAAACUAGUUCCUUGGUGCCCUUUUAUCAAGUGAAGGCUAUUUGGGAAAAAAAGUGGUUUGCUGUUACUUGGAGAAACUUAGCAACCACUGAACUUAUGUGUUAUGUCACCUAAUUUGCAUACAUGUUUGGUAGCUAAAUUUAACCGUGUCUUUAGUUUGUUUUUCAUAUUGUAAAUGCUACUUAGUUGCUUCUACAGGUUUAUUUUGGGGGGUUGUGAGUUGUUAUAUAAAUUAGGUCACUUCUAUGAGCUCUUGCACGUUCUAGUUGUUUUUGAAACACCUGAACACUUUGUCACAAAUCAAAAGUAGCCAGAACCCAAGAACCUGGUCCUUAGGAAGGAGUUUGCAUCAUUAUAUAUUGUUUGUAUAUGACUAUUAGUUAUUUAACCAACCUGACCUGUAUGAUACAAUUCAUAUAUAUACUUGCAAGUUUGUCUUUCUUGAGGUUUUGACAGGAAAUGUAAUGUUGGGAAUCCAAACACUGUCUGAGCUGUCCUUUCAGUCAUGCACCCCUUUUUAUUCACACACAAGUAAAUUUGAUUAUCCUUUAGCAGUUUUCAAAAUAUCACUUCCCAAUCAAUUACAGUGCCGAUCCAUCCAGCGUGCUUCUUUUCUUUAGAAAUACUUAAGAGGUUUGGGUUACGUGAGAAUGUGGGUGGUUGCAAAUAUUCAGAUUGUUUUUGACCGGGAUUAAUUGAGGCAUCUGUCAUGGGUACAUUUUUAACAAUGAGCAUGCGCAUUGUGCGCAAUCAAUGAUUUUUAUGUUGACUGAUAAAUUUUGUAAAUUUG
Anoplopoma fimbria (sablefish) is the source of this 1972-nucleotide messenger RNA. RefSeq names its product transmembrane p24 trafficking protein 10 (gene tmed10). NCBI's taxonomy places the organism in Eukaryota, Metazoa, Chordata, Actinopteri, Perciformes, Anoplopomatidae. Gene Ontology annotation, cellular component: Golgi apparatus; COPII-coated ER to Golgi transport vesicle; endoplasmic reticulum-Golgi intermediate compartment. The record is from RefSeq and is a predicted model, not a curated record. The transcript has 5 exons. The coding region runs from base 88 to 708 and encodes 206 amino acids. Gene Ontology annotation, biological process: endoplasmic reticulum to Golgi vesicle-mediated transport; Golgi organization; intracellular protein transport.